Messenger RNA from Oncorhynchus tshawytscha (Chinook salmon), 7837 nucleotides. Its product is annotated as DENN domain-containing protein 4B. The record is from RefSeq and is a predicted model, not a curated record. The transcript is spliced from 27 exons. Gene Ontology annotation, biological process: regulation of Rab protein signal transduction. The coding region runs from base 464 to 4957 and encodes 1497 amino acids. Gene Ontology annotation, molecular function: protein binding. Lineage: Eukaryota; Metazoa; Chordata; Actinopteri; Salmoniformes; Salmonidae. Gene Ontology annotation, cellular component: cytoplasmic vesicle.
GACAGCUGCAUACACGCGGGUGUCCACCAAAUUGUUUUUACUUUCGCAAUUUCCUUUCCUCUAGUUUUAUGAAUAUUACCACAGCAAACAUGUUUUUAAAUGCAUAACAAUAGACUGCAUGGAGUUUUACAAAUUAAUAACUAGUUUGUAUGUAUUAUUGAAAUAGUAGCGCAAGUGUCUGUGUUCUGAGAGCUCUUUCGGUCUGUGGCACUGGAAGUACGACAGUGUUUUAGUUUCCCAUCUCGACCGCAGGAGCUGUUGGCAGCUAACCUCCCGACCAGCCAGCAAGAAGCGGACUGAUACGACAGACAUCUACACUGGCUCUAAUUAGAAACCGACUCCAUGGUACACACGACCUCCAACAUGGACGCUAAAUGUCUAAAUAUGACCUAAGCAGGAUGAUAUCCAAAGUGAGCAAUCGGAACUGCCAGCAAGGAUUACAAGAAGUUGGCAGACAGGCGGCAUGACGGAGGAGAAAUGCCCCCAGCUAGUGGACUACUUUGUGGUGGCAGGGCUGGCUCCGGGGGGCUCGGCCCCACUGGACGAAGAGGGCCAGCAGAGAGGGGGCCGGGUGGUGGAGCCGGUCAUAGACCUGGCGGUGAUCGCCCGGGGCUUGGGGGAGGAGGUGCCCGAGGGCUUCACCUGCAUCGAGAAGACCCAGGGGGGCCACCCGGCCGGGCUGAGUGCCGGACUCAUCAACAACCCCCACAUGUACCUGUGUUACCGCCGUGGGCAUGACAAGCCACCCAUCCUCGACCUCGGGGUGCUGUACGAGGGCAAAGAGGUGGUGAAGCAGGGCUGGAAUGUGAUCGAGACCACCCCCUACAGCCGCUCAGCCAGCCUGAGCUCCGGGGGGCCUGCCACCCACCGCACCUUCCUGACCUACCGCCGGGCCCCAGAGUCCCAGGCCCUCCACACCCUGGGGGUCACAGACAUCUCCCUCCUGCUGCCCAGCAAGGGGGAGGUGGCCCCCCACACCUUCUGCCGGGUGGAGAAGAACCUCAACACUGGCAUAUGGGGUCCAGCCUUAUACCUGUGCUACAAGAGAGCUGUAGCCAAAGCCAACGCCCUAGUCUAUGAAGCAGGUCUGAUCAGUCGGUAUCCUGAAGCGGACGUGGAGUCGUUCCCCCUGCCAGAGUCUGUGCCUAUGUUCUGUCUGCCCAUGGGUGUGACGGUGGAGAGCUGGCCCCUCAACACCAAGUACCAGCUUCCUGUCUUCUCUACCUUCGUCCUCACCAGUGCCUGUGGCGACAAGGUUUACGGUGCUGCCAUCCAGUUCUACGAGGCGUUCCCACGGGAGAGCCUCUCGGAGCGGCAGAGCGUCCGUCUUGGCCUGGUGAGCGUGGUGGACCGGCGGCCUAUCACCAACCGCACCCUGCAAGUGAAGAAGAGCGUGUGUGUUCUCUCCCACUGGCCCUUCUUCACCGUCUUCCAGAAGUUCCUCACCUUCGUCUACCGAUACUCCAUCUCCGGACCCCACGUCCUGCCCCUUGAGAAGCACAUCUCCAGCUUCAUGCACAACGUCCCGUUCCCCUCCCCUCAGCGACCUCGCAUCCUAGUGCAGCUCUCCCCUUAUGACAACCUUCUCCUCUGUCAGCCUGUCUCCUCCCCCUUACUACUCAGUGGUGCCAGCUUUGUGAAGCUGCUGCAGAACCUGGGCCCUGAGAACGCCUGUGUCCUGCUGCUGGCUGUGCUGACGGAGCACAAACUACUGCUACACUCCCUCCGCCCCGACGUUCUCACCUCCGUCAGCGAGGCCCUGGUAUCUAUGACGUUCCCUCUGCGUUGGCACUGCCCGUACAUCCCCCUGUGCCCGCUGCGGCUGGCAGACGUACUGUGUGCCCCCAUGCCCUUCAUUGUGGGCGUCCACUCCAGCUACUUUGACCUCUAUGACCCCCCUACUGACGUGGUGUGUGUUGACCUGGACACCAACACCAUCUUUCAAGCAGAGGACAAGAAGCCGUUGUCAUGGCGAUCACUACCAAGGAAGCAAGGCAAGAUGCUGGUGAAUACCCUCACCAACUUGAUGAAGACACUGGAGAAAAUCUACACCACUGGCCAAGAGGAGGCCACCCUGGAGUUCCUGCUGACGGACUAUGACCUGAUCUACGGGCGUCAGAAGCAGCUGGAGCUGGAGAUCCAGGAGGCAUUCCUGCGUUUCAUGAGCUGCCUGCUCAGGGGCUACCGCGCCUACCUCCUGCCCAUCACCCAGGCCCCUUCAGACAGGACUACCGACUGCAGCUCCCUCUUCAACCUGCAGGGCUUCCUGAAGUCUCGUGAACGCACCCACCAGAAGUUCUACACCCAGCUGACCAGGACCCAGAUGUUCACUCAGUUCAUCGAGGAGUGCUCCUUCGUCAGUGAUCGCCAUGCCUGUCUGGAGUUCUUCGACGAGUGUGUCCAGAAGCAGUCGGAUGUGGAGAAGCCUGAGGAGGUGCGUCUGAUAGACCUGGACGAGGCCCACAGUGGGGAGCACACGGUCUUCAUCAUGCCCCCAGAGGAACCCCAGGAGCCAGACGGUUCAGAGUGCCCCACUCACUACAGCUAUGAGACAUUCCCUGUGCUCUGCAUGGAUCUUUUUGACCGGCCUCAGGACCAGCUACGUGUCCCUACCAAGGGGAGUGCCCCGAGCAGCCCUGCCCCGCGACGGACUAAACAGGAGAUUAAGCUGGCACAGAAGCGGGCACAGAUAUACUCGGCAGUGCCCGACAUGUGGUCCAAAUGCCUGCUGGGCCACUGCUAUGGGCUGUGGUUCAUAUAUCUGCCCACCUUUGUGCGGGCGGAGAGUGCCAAGGUGCGUGCCUUGCAAACGGCAUAUGAGGUGCUCAAGCACAUGGAGACCAGGAAGGUGGUACUACCAGAUGAGGUGUGUUACAGGAUCCUGAUGCAGCUGUGUGGGCAGUACGGGCAGCCUGUGCUCGCUGUUAGGGUACUUCUGGAGAUGAAGAAAGCUGGGAUCACACCCAACACCAUCACCUAUGCAUACUACAACAAGGCAGUGCUGGAGAGCAAGUGGCCCUCCACCAAUCAGGGUGGCCGUCUGCGCUGGGCCAAGUUGCGUAACGUUCUGAUGGCCGUGGCGCAGUUCAGACAGCCAAUCAAACAACGGCUGAAGAGUGGUUCAGUACGCUCGCGGACAGAUACAAUGGACAGUAACCAACGGUCCCGCCCACAAUCUAACCUGAUUCGUCAGUCCAGCUGGAGCGGCCUGAGUGAAAGCUCCAGCCACGAAUCGCUGACGGGGUCUAUGGUGAAGAGCAACAGCCUGAACAGCAUGAGAGGCUCAACAGACAAGUCUAAGCUCUCAAUGAAGGCGGUGCUCCGGAACCCAGGUGCCAAUGGCUGCAGCAAUCCUGCCUCCCGUAAGCCCCCCAUGGGGCCACGAGACACCACCACCCCUUCUCCCUUUCCCCCUGGUGGUGUCCUGGUGCGCCGCGACCAGGUGUGCCUGUCCACCUUCUACAAAGACUGUGCCGAGACGGCCGUCUCUGACCCCGACUGCAGCUGCCAGCCUGAGGACAGAGACGGCAGGCCACCUGGGCCGAGAGACACCGUGAGCCGCAAGGCCGUGGACGAGAACUACAAUAAUGUGUCACCGCCGAGUCGGGGAAGCCUGGCAGGGAAACUACAGCAGCUGCUCACACCUACUCGCCAUCGAGUCUCGGGGCGGCGGGCCGCAAGUGUAGACGCUCGGCGCUCGGGGGGUGAAAACGGGCCGGUGCGCAGGGUGUCGGAACAGAGGCUGUCCCGAAAAGCCCAGGUGGCUGAGAGCCUGCUGAAGGCUAAGGAGAGGCUCUACACUGCUACCUCUGAGAGUUCUCUGUCGGUGGGGAGUGACGUCGACCUCCCUGAAACCACCAAUUUGGCCUUUCCUCUCCGCAAGUCCUGGGACACCAACCAAGAGGGAGCAGGACUAGAGGUGUUGAUGUCGAGCUGCUCCCUGUGUCGGAGCUGUAACUCCCUGGUCUAUGAUGAGGAGAUAAUGGCCGGGUGGACGUCUGACGACUCCAACCUCAACUCCAGCUGUCCCUUCUGCUCGACCACCUUCGUCCCCCUUCUCAACGCUGAAAUCUGUGACCUAGGACCCGUCAGCAGCCUGGAACGUACCAAUUGGAACAUGGACGAGGAGGUGGAAAGCGCAGCCAAGUCCCCUGGUGACCAGGAGGCCAUCCUGGGUCACAACGGUGUGAGUGAGGACUCCAGCUCUGAGACCAGCAGUUAUUCUGAGAGCAGCAGCGCUACCAUGGGAUCAUCGGUGGGCGGGUCGCCCCAGGUGACGGUGGCCUACCUGAGCCCAUUGGUGCUGCGCAAGGAGCUUGAGAGCCUGCUGGAGAACGAGGGUGAGGCGGUGCUGUCGCAGGGCCAGCUCCUGGACAGCCACUCCAUCAUCUUCUGGAACAUGGUUUGGUACUUCCAUCGCCUGGGCCUGCCCAGCAAUCUGCUACAGCUGGUUCGCUCCUCACCGCUGGCCAACCAACUAGCACAGACUUCAGAGAACUCAGCAGUGAGGGUGAGGCUGCUGUGGGACACACUGACCCCUGACACAGACUACUGGCCCCCCCUCUACAUCCUGUGGAGGAUACACAGUGGCGUACCCAUGCGGAACCACAGCUGGCGGAGGCACAACCACCCCUUCACCCUGGCCUUCCUGGAGGAAGUGCUGCGCUGGGUCGGCAUGAACGAGGUACACAAGGGAAUCACUCUCUUCCUGGAAACCAUUGCCAAGCAACCAGGCACGCCCAAGAUACAAAGGAGUCUGUACAGAGAGAUGCUCUUCCUCACGCUGGCUGCCAUGGGUAGAGAUCACGUUGCUGCGUUUGAUAAGAAAUACAAGGCUGCGUACCAACGGCUGAGUGGCUCCUUGGGCCGCGAGGAGCUCCGCAGGAAGCGAGCCCAGCCACCUAGCCCCAAGGCUGUGGACUGCAGACGGAGCUUCCUUCUGCCCCUCGAGUGCUAAUACCACCUGCAGGCUCCACCCACUCCAAUCCAGAUCUGCCCCCAUCGCUGCUGCCUCCGCUCCCUAGAACACUGAUACCCAGCUGCCAAGAAGAAGGGAUUGGAAAAGUUAGACCGAAAACAACAGACAGAAAAUUCUGCCUUCACUUUGGACUUCUCCGCUGUGCUGCCACCUAGCACAGCUUGGCCACACUAUAAAAGCCCCCUGACUGUGUAACCACACCUCACUAUCCUUGUUUAUGUGAACCCGAUAUCUACAUUUGACCUUCAUUAAUUUCCAUUGUGCAACUGGCCUUUGGACAGCUUCAAUAACUAAACACAACCCUCUCAUCCUAUAGUUUGGCUACAGGGAUUAUUGGACCUGGUACAUACAGCCCAGCCCCCUUGGACUUUGCUCAUUGCUCGUAUAUACAUGGCCUCUGCCUCACCAAUAUAACUCAUACUGGUUUGUAGGUCAUAAACCAUGCAUUUCAUUCGUAUGCAACAUGUAAGGCAUAUUACCGACCUGCGAUCUAUGCAUUCAAUGUGAAUAUAUUCUAUAAUUUGCAUUGCUUUCAGACAGAAAAUCUCAUGAGUGGGAGAUGUCUAGUGAUCCUUGAUGUGAUGGGAAGUGUCUAUCAUCGAACUGUAACAUACAUUACAUUGCAAGGGUACAUACCAAUCACUCACAGUCACAGUGAAAACCUUUAGAAUAGAUCGCAUUUCAUGCCUCUCUUGCUCUUUUUCACCCUCUGGAAUUAAUUCUGUCAACUGGACAUUGGUGGUAAAGUCUAUCACAUAGGGAUGAGACUGCUUCAGCAAGCCAAUCCAAACGAGGAUGUUUACUCUGGGAGAGCAUGAUAUUGAAUAUGACUUCGGGUGAGGAUAUCUUCGGGAGGAUUAUGUCAGCUCAGAUGUCGAAUCUGGGAGAGAAUUAUGUCAACUAAGAAAGGAUGAUGUUGACUGGGAAAGGAUGAUGUCAACUCUGGGAAAGGAUGAUGUCAAAUCUGGGAGAUGAUGUCGACUCUGGUAAAGGAGGAUGUUGACUGGGAAAGGAUGAUGUUUCCUAUUGAUUUUGGGAGAGUAUGAUGUUAACUAUCGGUUUUGGGAGCAGAUGGUGAGCUGUGGUGAUCAGCAAUGUAAUGGUUUGAUCACUAUCACUAUUUUCAACCUGACGGAAGUGGGAACUCUGCUCAGGCAUCUUUCUAUGCCUGCAACAUUAGGUUAGGCAGGAAGUGGAGGGGGGUGUGACUGGGAACAGACACUGACAGUCAAGGAGAAUCCACGAGUCCUAUAAAACCCCAGUCCUGCACCCCUACAUCACAACCAGGAAGGACUUUUCAUACAUGGACACACAUACAUAUUGCAUACAGGAUUUAUCAGUUGUAUUGUGUUUUUAAUUCCCUGUAGUGUUCUUGUGAAUUUGAAGUGUGAUUGGGGGUUCUCAGUUCAAGAACUGAUUCUCAGAAAGUGGCUGACAGAAGAAUAAAAGAAAAACGUGUAGAAGGGGGGUUGAUUAUGGUAUGUAUGAUGUCAUGUGUUUUCUCAUGUUUUAUGCGUAUUUACCUCAUCUCAUACCUCUUUUCCCAUGUUAAACGGGAGUGAUUUGUCUGGGAGGAUGGUCCACAAGGAAAUGACUGUGAUGGACCUUUAGUAGUAGUAGACUGUGAUGGAACUUGAGUCACACAUCACCAGUUUUUCCAUUCACCACACAUUGAGGCCAGUAGUGGGUUAAGAAUUUUUGGCAGAGAUCAAAGUUCAGAAGAUCCAGUUGAGUGGAAGGGUUUAAGGAGAGGAAGGUACUUCACUGUGGAGCACAUACUUACCUACUAGGUUCUUGUUUUCAUGUACAGUACCUGUGAGGCCUUUUCCCCUCUUAGUUUAACACUUUAUUUGUUGUUCGACUUUGUAUAUGAAAACAAAUUAAUUGCACAAUGGACUUUUCAUUUUCUUUCAAUUUCAUAUGAUGUUGCCACACUGUUAAAUGCCUAUGUUACCAUCAUACCUUGUUUUUGAUCUUGCAGUGUUAUAUAGCAGAGUCACGAGAGAACGCCUUGUGUUCUGCUUUUGAAGAUUGUGUGAGUGACAGAAAUUAUUGUCCCACCUGGGAAGUAAAGCUGUAUUUACAACUAGGGAUGUGAAGUUGUAGCGAGAACAAUUUUCAGAUCUCAUAUUUUAGUCCUGAGGGUGAGAUAUAUUUCAGAUGGCACUGAUAUCAUUGUGAGUCUACCCAUAUAUCAUUAAAGUACAAGGGAGACAUUGUUUGCACACAGCCAUCCAGUCAACAGGGAUAUACAGACUGGAGCAAAGCAUUGAGCAUUCUCAGCCAGUAGAGGGCAUACAGAGUCCAGUUCUAGCCAUUGGUAGGGUGAAUUGGGCUUGAUCAUGCUAAGGCAACCCUGGUCUUGGAAUUGACACGUCUUUAGUAAUAACAUGGUGGGAACCUGUUUAUUCAAAUUGCCUAUCAGUGGUCAUGACGUAAAGGAGACCCAAGAGGGAAUGCUGUUUAAAAGUUAAGACUUGAGUUAUUGUCAGCGUCUCUAAUUACACCCUAUUUGGCUCUUGGUCAAAAGUAGUGAACUGUAUGGAUAGUAGGUUGAUAAAGUGGUGUAUAUUUUGAGAUUUCCCAGCCUGAAGUUAGAUUGUAAAAAUAAGGUAGGUAGAUUUGUUCCCCAACGUAGGCAAUAUUACAUUUAUGGCCACUAUUUCAAUGCACCGGACUGCAAGUGAAUAUAAGGGACAUUUAUAUUGUCUGUUCCUUUAUUGGUCAAGUGAGCAAAGAAAUGAAGAGAGGAUAUCUGUAUUUAAAAUAUAUUGUGUUUGCUGUUGUAAUUUAUAUGGAUGUGACUUCAGUUGUAAAUGUCUUGUUUUAUAGAAGGAAAAUACAAACAGAUUCCCCAAA